Symbiodinium sp. CCMP2592 is the source of this 4224-nucleotide messenger RNA. The record is from the annotation of a GenBank genome assembly. Lineage: Eukaryota; Dinophyceae; Suessiales; Symbiodiniaceae.
AUGGAGAGCGAGCAUCGGAGCGUGAUUUGUCCGCUUGGGGAAGCUGGCAAAGUGCUAGAUGCGGUCUGCGUGGUUCUGCUCCUCUUGAUUCUGGGCCUUCUCUGCUCCUGCCUCUGGCGGCAAACUUCCCAGACUUGUCAAAAGGCCCAGGCCCGGGCCGGCGCUGCAAGCGCUGCGCCUCCGCCGCGGGCGCGGGCGGAGAGCCGCUUGGGCGGCGGGAGCACCGCUUCUGAGCCGCUUGAGUUCGAUGCGGUGCCUUCCGGGCUCUCCGGCAAGUCCGAGGCGUCGAUGGCGGGACCGGAGGGAGAGGCUGCACCGGCCUCCGCGUCCGAGCUGCCGAAAAUGGCGAGCCGCUACUCCAUCAAAUCUGCGUUCUCCCGCUGGACGCGGGCAAAGGCCAAGGUGCGCGUGGUCUGGAAGCUGAACCUGCAGCAAGUUCAGAAUUGGCUCAACGGCAGAGGUGAAGCUCCGCAACCUGACCAAAAGCUCCAAGUCCUCCCAGCUGACUUAGAAGCCGGAGAUGACGGAGAGCAGGACAUGGAAGGCGGAGACAAUGGAGCACAGGUUCCGCAAGAGCGAGGGUCGCCGCUGGAGGAUCCCAUGCCACCCAGAGCCUCCGCAGCUGUCGGCUUCCUGGGUUUUCAAGGGACGGACGCUCUGCCUCCUCGGGCCCUGCCGGCCUACGCCGACGGAGACCGCGUGGAAUACUUCUCCCCGACCUGCGGCCUCUGGCUCCUUGGCGAGGUGACGGUCACGUCAGAUGCGAAGAGGUCCGCGUCCGAGUGGAAGUCCACCAGUUCUCAAGUCCGUGACACGAGCAGCACGAGCAUUGCUUGUCUGGUUCUCAGCCUCCAGAGCUUUUCUCCACGGAAGGCCGAGCAGUCAGCGCCGCCCCUCCGGGAUGUCUUGGAUCAGGUUCGCGCCGAGGCCUUGGAGGGGGGCUUGCAGCUGCCGCCCCGCGUGGAAGACGGCGAGGAGGAUGCGGCCGCCAGGUGCCGUGAGGCUUUGCUCCUGCUCUCGAACUUGUGCGAACAGAGCGUGGAAGAGCCCAACCAGGUGGAGAAGCAGCGGCACUUAGCUCUGCUCCUGACGGCCAAACUCCUGGAGUCCUGCGAGUCAACGGAGUUGUCGAGCAAGCCCUUCAUCGCGGCCGUUCGCAGAUUCUUCUCCGUCUCUUUGACUCGAAACAGCCUGUCUUCGGGACUGAAGAUGACGAAGUUGGCACUGAGACUGGUCGUCCUGGUUUCCAAGCUCUUCGGGGAGUCUCUAAGCUACGAGCUUGGCGUCUUCCUGGAUCAAAUCGUCCUGCCAGUCCUUGUGAGUGGAAACUCCAGCUACGCACAGAAGCACUGGAUGCUGCAGGUCUCGCAGACCCUGUUUGGGGAAGCCGCUUCGGCGGUCCUCGCGGUGUUCCUCAUUUUCGAUUGCGACUUGCAGAAGCGCAACGUUUUGGAGCGCAUGAUCGAGUCCUUGUCCAGGAUAGCCACGGGGAAGUACACCUCCAGCGAGCAUGCCAGUGUCAUCCAACCAGAGCAGGAACAUCGCUUGAGGAUCUUGGCCCUUGGCGCACUCUUGACUCUGGUGAAGUCGCUGGAAGUCAAAGCGCAAGGACACAUGACUCCGCCGCGAGGCAGCUCCGGAACUGCUUUGGGAGCUUCGUGGCAGGAGCCCGCCUUGGAGGAGGAUGAGGAGCCGGAGAACGAGGAACUCCCCGGCACGAGCAGAAGUGCCACCGCGGCCCUGGAUCAGAAGCGGCUGAAACGGGAGCUGCAGGAAGGCGUGAGCAAGUUCAACUUGAAGCCAAAGCGCGGCCUGGAGCACCUGAAGAGAGCCGGGCUCGUCGAGAACGAAGACCCAGGCUCGCUGGCCAAGCUGUUCCGGAACACGGAGAUCGGCCUGGACAAGACGACAAUAGGUGAUUACCUUGGCGAGGACAAGGCCUUCAACAAGAGGGUCCUGGAUGCGCUGCUCGAGAGCUUUGACUUCGCGAAGCAAGAGUUCGACGAGGCCCUCCGUGCCUUCCUGGCUGUCUUCAGGCUGCCUGGGGAGGGUCAGAAGAUCGACCGGCUGAUGCAGCACUUCGCCGCGAAGUACUGCAAAGACAAUCCCGGGAGGUUCUCCGAUGAGGAUUGCGUCUACGUACUAGCCUAUUCAGUCAUGAUGUUGCAGACGUCUCUUCAUAAGCCAUCCAUCAAGGAGAAGGACCGGAUGACAAAGGCUCAGUUCAUCAGCAACAAUCGCGGCAUUGACGGCGGCAAAGACCUGCCACAGGAAUACCUGGAAGCCUUAUACGACAUCGUCUUGAAAAGCCCUUUUUCCCUUCAAGAAGACGAGGACGCGAGGGUGCGUGCCGAGUCUCAAGCCGCGCGGAGUGCGGCACAGAAGGGGGAGCUCUUCUUGCGAGAGGCCUGGAAGCUGGUGGCCAAGGCCGAGGAGACGAUGGCAUCGGAAGGUGAGGUGCGGUCAUUGAGCCUGCGGGGCGCCGAUGUCCGGUCGCUGGCGCGGACUUUGUUCGAGGCCGCUUGCUGGCCGAUGCUCGCCUCGCUUUCCGUCGUCCUGGAAACGCAAGAAGAACCCGAGUGUAUUGAGCUUUGUAUUACCGGCUUCCAACAGUGCAUCCGGGCAGCAGCACGCAUGCAGAUGGAUGUGGAGCGAGACGCCAUCGUGUCCUCGCUGGCCAAGUUCACUUACCUGACCACUCUUAAAGAGAUGAGGCAGAAGAACAUUGAGUGCAUCCGCGUGCUCAUGGCCAUUGGUAUUUCGGAGGGCAACAACUUGGGCUCCUCCUGGCAGUACGUGCUCCACUGCAUCUCCCAGCUCGAGCGCCUGCAGCUGCUGAGGACGCGCGCCCUGCAGGACUUCCAGUUCUUUGCCAAAGAGGCGAAGAACGGCUCCACCAACGGCAGCUUCGGCGGCAGCGCUGGCACACCCCAUCAGGCAAGCCUCCGGCACCGCUCCUACGGCACAGGUUUUUCGGCCGUGAUGACGGUGAGCCCGGAAGAGUCGCGCCUGGAUUUGCUGAAUGCCGAGUCCGUCAUGGCACAGAUCGAUGCGGCGCAGAUCGACCUGCUCUUUGACAGGUCCGCAGGCUUGGAGCUGAAGGCGGUGCUGCACUUCCUCAGCCAGCUCAUCCAGGUCUCCAAGGAGGAGCUGGCCUGUGAAGAGAUGCCUCGCAUUUUUUCGUUGCAGAAGUUGGUCGAGGUUUCCAUCGGUAACUUGAUGCGCCCGCCGGAGGUUUGGUCGGAAAUUUGGCGAACUGUCAGCCGGCAUCUAGCCGACGUGGCAAGCCAUCAUAAUGUCAGUAUAGGUCUCUAUGCCAUCAACUGCUUAAAGCAGCUAGCGAUGAAAUUUUUGGAACGUGAGGAAGUGCAUCAGCAGGAAGCCUUUGGGCAAGUCUUGCUGGAGCCUUUCGAGAAGUUAAUGAAAUCCAAGAGUGCCAGCCCUGACGUGAAGGGGCUCGUCGUGUCGAGUGUCGACUUCAUGGUGGAGCACCGGAGCAGCUCCAUCAAAGCGGGCUGGGCGCAGGUCUUCCAGAUCCUGCAGCUGGCGGCCUCGGAGCCCAAGUCCAACAAGGAAGUCUUGGAUGCGGCCUUUGCGAUCAUGAAGAUCGCCGUGGCUUCGAGGUGCCACCUGGACAAGAGGAACUUUGCGAAGAGCGUGCAUGCUCUGCUGGCUUUCGGCCACUGUCGCUUCGCUGCCAUCAGCUUCCAAGCCCUGGGGAUGUUGAGGCAGAUGGCCGAUGACCUUCAGUCGGGAAGCGGGACGCAGACCGCCGAGGCCGAGGACUGGCUGUUGUUGCUGAACGGAAUGACAUCUAUGAUCGGCGACCUGCGGCAAGAAGUUUCAGUUCGAGCCACGGUCACCGCUUUCCAAUGCCUGCGUGACGUGGGUGCCAAGAGCUUCGACGCUGCGACCUGGUCCAAGGUCAUCGAGAGCGUGGUAGAGCCUGUGUGCGAGAAGGUGACUGGCCAGCUCCAGCAAGGUGACUCGAAAAUGGCGACGGCGGUGGCAGAGUUCAUUCUGCCAGACCUCGAAGAGCUGCCCACGAAGACGCUGCUGAGGUACUUGCCGCAGAUUUUCCCGGUGCUGGCCCGCCUGGUGACGGUGCCGUCGCCGGAGGUUCGGCACCACGUGCAGACACUGUUGCUGAGACUGUGUCCGUUGGUGGCCCCCCGUGGCCCAGAAGGGCCGGCGGGAGCGACACCCGUGGAUGGGCGCAGAUGA